Messenger RNA from Dermatophagoides farinae (American house dust mite), 2376 nucleotides. The record is from RefSeq and is a predicted model, not a curated record. Lineage: Eukaryota; Metazoa; Arthropoda; Arachnida; Sarcoptiformes; Pyroglyphidae.
UGCAUCAUUUUUCAUCAACAAAUUCCAGAAUGUUCAUCUCGUAUUUAUCAAUGUUGAUUUAUAUGAUGAUGACCACUGUGACUAUUAUUGAUGCCUAUAGUAAUGGAGCACCAAAUGGUGAAGCAUGUCGCACAUUAUAUCCUGGUCAUGGUGUCGAUAAACAAUAUGGUCGUUCAUCAUAUCGAAUAAAUGCAUCGCAUCGAUUCAAUGAUUCAAAAAUAGUGGUCACAUUAUAUUCACCAUCGGAUACAUUUCUUGGAUUCAUCAUGCAAGCUAGAUUACAUAGUGAUCGUGAAAUGUUAGUCAAUGGACAAUUCUCUACUGAUGAACAUACACAAGCUUUGGAUUGUCUUGGUGGUUAUCAGAAUACAUUAACGCACACAAAUUCAUUUCCAAAAUAUAAAAUUGAAAGUGUAUGGACGGCACCGAAAAAUUUUAUCAGCGAUAUUGUAUUUCGUGUUACUGUUGUACAAUCAAAAAAUGUCUUCUGGACAGCUAUCGAUUCGGAUAUGAUUGAAUUAUCGCCAAAUCCAUUAGGCGUUCAAUAUAAUCCGAAUAGUUUCAAUUCAUUCAACACUCCCAAUGAUUCACCACAGGUGCCUAGUGGAUUUGUCAUGAAUAAAGAUGGUGGCCAUCAUCAUCAUCAUGGCCGUUCUCCAUAUCAUGUAGCGCUAUCAUCAUCGGCCAUUACACCACCAUCACCAUUUUUAACCGUAUCACAUCAACCAUUAGUACAGAAUUCACCAAAACACGAUCCGAGCCAUAGUACUCGUGAUCUUAUCUAUUAUCUAGAUUAUAAUGUCUGCAGUCGCAAACUUUGUUUCGGUUUACCACAUGGUUGUCUUCGUCGACGAAAUUGUAUAAUGUUAUUGACGGCCGGUUUUGUUCCGUACACCGAUUCCACAGUGGAAUUCGAAAUAAUUGCUGAUCAUAAAACGGCUAUGAGCAGUAAACGAGCAGUAGCAUUUGGAUCAACAUCACCAAUAAUAUCUACCUCAGCCUAUUAUUCGAUGGCAUUAUCACAUGAUAAAAUAAUGGGUAAUGAUAGUGUUACCGAUUGUAUUCUGAGCAAUGGUCGACCACAAAUUAUGAAUAGUAUUAAUGUGGGAAAAUCAAAUGAAGAACUAUCCGAAAGUGAAUUUCAUGGUGUAACCCUCAUGAACGCUACAUAUCAUAAUGGAAUUCUUUUUUGUAAAUGGCGUAAACGACGUCGUUUUACUUUACGUGGUACUCGUUAUAAUCUUCGAGAUGAUAAAUAUCAUAUCAUGUUGGCGUUUGGCCGUCUAUCUAGUUUUAGCAAUUUCCGUCGUAAAGAACCACAUUUCGAUAAGAUUGUUUCCGAUUCGAUGGUCGAUUUUCGUAUGACCGGUUCAAUAUCAGCUUAUUCGAAAACGUUUCUGAUCAAAUUUCAUGCAUUCUUCAUGAUUGUUGCCUGGGUCGGUUUUGCCAGUAUUGGUAUCAUCACGGCACGUUAUCUAAAACCUUUAUGGCUAUCACAUUCAUUGUUUGGUGUUCGUAUUUGGUUUGCGAUACAUCGUUCGAGCAUGAUGGCUUCAUUGAUAUUCGUCUGCAUUGGAGCCAUUAGCAUUUUCCUUUACGUUGAUGGUUUUGUUUUUGGAUAUCAUCAAAUACUUGGAUUGAUCGCCAUAAUUUGUGCGAUAGGAAAUCCAAUUGGUGCCGUAUUUCGGCCCGAAUGUGAAUCAAGUAAACGAUGGAUAUUCAAUUGGAUACAUUGGCUAAUUGGAAAUAUUGGCUUUGUAUGUGCCAUCGGUGCAUUAUUCAUGGCAUUUCAAUUGAAUGCUAUACAUUUAUCUACACCAUAUCUAUGGUCAAUAGCUUUCUAUUUAUUUUUCAAUCUAACCGUACAUUCAUUAUUGCAAUUGUAUUUCUGCAAUUGUCAUCAUACCAAAGAAUCAAGCGACAUAUCGAACGGAUCAUUACCAUCUGCAUCAAAUACUAAUCAACGAAUCGAUAGUCUGGCCGAUACAUCAUUUUUACGUUAUUUUUUUAUUUUAUACGUUUCCGUUAUAUUAAUUUUUGUGAUCACAAUCAUCUCAUUUGUAUUGAUUAAUUAAACUUAUUUUUUUUACUUGUAAAUAAUCACCAAUUUGCUGUACAAUCGUCAAUUUUAUGGUCAUUGGGGUCAGAACAUUGUCUCAUCGAAUCAUUGAUCCUAAUUUUUUUACAUGCAAAUUCAAACACAUUUCUAAUGUUCACAAUACACAUUCACACCUAUAUUUUUAGUCAGAAAUUUCACCGAAUUUUAUUUUUUCUCUCAUAAGCCUGUCUAAAUGCAUUCUAUGCUGAUUGUCUUAUCGAACGACAUUCAUUUUUAAUUGGUUUGUUAAAGAAGUAAUAAAAUUAUUUUAAUUUUUU